This is a messenger RNA of Dioscorea cayenensis subsp. rotundata (Guinea yam), 1560 nucleotides long. RefSeq lists its product as uncharacterized. Gene Ontology annotation, cellular component: extracellular region. Bases 1 to 1368 code for a protein of 455 amino acids. The transcript has a single exon. The record is from RefSeq and is a predicted model, not a curated record. Lineage: Eukaryota; Viridiplantae; Streptophyta; Magnoliopsida; Dioscoreales; Dioscoreaceae. Gene Ontology annotation, biological process: defense response.
AUGAAAACAUCAAAGAAACAAAGGCCGGCAUCCCAACACAACCAAUGCAACAUCAUCAUCAUCAUCUACAUCAUGUUCAUUCUCAUCUUCUCCUUCCUCGUUUUCCCCCUUUGCCAUGCAGCCAUCUUUGACAUAGUAAACCAAUGCUCUUACACCAUCUGGCCAGCUGCCAUCCCUGGCGGUGGCAGCAAACUCGAACCUGGACAAAACUGGACCAUCUUCGUCAACCCUGGGAUGGACGACGCUCGUAUCUGGGCCAGGACUGGCUGCACCUUCAACUCCUCAGGUUAUUGCCAGUGUGAGACAGGGGAUUGUGACGGCCUCUUGGAAUGCCAAACUUAUGGAUCAUCGCCCAACACCCUCGCCGAGUUUACUCUCAACGGAUUCAACAACCUCGACUUCAUCGAUGUCUCUCUCGUUGAGGGCUUCAACGUCCCCAUGGAAUUCAGUCCAAUUGCUGGUUGCAACCAUGUCAUUCAGUACUCCACGAACAUCACCGGACAGUGUCCAGAUGAAUUGAAGACCUCCGGGGGUUGCAACAAUCCGUGCACAGUGUUUAAGACUGACGAGUAUUGCUGUACAUCUGGAAAUUGCAAGCCCACAAACUACUCUAAUAUUUUCAAAGGACUCUGUCCGAAUGCUUAUAGCUACGUUAUGGAUGACGAGAGUAACACUUUUACUUGUAUUGGAGGGACUGAUUAUAAGGUUGUUUUCUGCCCUAAUAACAAUGAGACUAAAUCUAAUCCUCCACCUAGUUCUGCUGGCUCCGCCACCUUUGACAUCGUCAACAACUGCUCAUACACUGUUUGGGCUGCAGCUGUGCCCGGUGGUGGCCAGAAACUUGACAAUGGUCAAAGUUGGACUUUAGCAUUCCGGAAAGGCACCACCGGUGGCCGUGUUUGGGCGCGCACAGGCUGCAACUUUGACAACUCCGGCCAUGGCAGUUGUGAAACAGGUGACUGCAAUGGCCUCUUGGAAUGCCAAGCUUAUGGCAACCCACCAAACACUAUUGCUGAGUUUGCUCUAAACCAGUAUGGCAACUUGGAUUACAUCGAUAUCUCUUUAGUUGAUGGGUUUAACGUGCCAAUGGACUUCAGUCCGACCGGUGGAUGUGCUCGUGGGAUCCAAUGCUCGGCAGACAUCAAUGGGCAGUGUCCGACAGUGCUAAAGGCUACCGGUGGAUGUAACAACCCUUGUACCGUGUUCAAAACAAAUGAGUAUUGUUGUACCUCAGGUAGCAGCUGCCAAGCAACUGAUUAUUCCAAGUUUUUCAAGAAUCUAUGCCCAGAUGCUUAUAGCUACCCUACGGAUACUAGUACCUUUACUUGCCCUGCUGGGACUAAUUAUAAGGUUGUCUUCUGCCCAUGAAUUCGGAUGUGAGAUCAUCUAGUGUCCAUGCUUAUUGCAUGAUAUAUAUGUAUGUAUAAUUAAGAAGUGGAGUCAGGCAGUCUUGUAUUGGAUUCUUCUUGAUAAUUAAUUGGGUCACUGUAGCCUCUGUUACGAGAGAUUGAAUAGGAACCAAAAGGCUUUUAUUAGCCCCCUUUUAUUUAACUAAUUAAU